This is a messenger RNA of Spirometra erinaceieuropaei, 27642 nucleotides long. The record is from the annotation of a GenBank genome assembly. NCBI's taxonomy places the organism in Eukaryota, Metazoa, Platyhelminthes, Cestoda, Diphyllobothriidea, Diphyllobothriidae.
AUGAUGGAGUGCAAUAAAGUGGCUUACAACUCUGGCCUACGCUUGACAAAUCAUCGUCCUUCCAUGCCCAUGCUAUCGAGUGGUCCCGGAAGUUUUCCGCCCACACUCGCUGAGGGUGUCCAGUUGCCCAGACCUACUACAAAGUAUGCCAAAGAAGCGCUACGGCCUUUGCAACAGAGACCGUCCUCUUUGAAAAAGUCCACCGCUAACUCCCCUGGCACCUGCCCGAUGCUGCGAAGUCUGGUCAUUCUGAAUCCAGUGCCAGUGUGUGACGCUCCCACGCCUGUCGUAACGGCACCGCCGCAGCCACCACCACUUAUGCCCGUCUUUUCUCCGAUUCAACAGGAUUGUUUCGGACAGGCCACUGCCACUGCCCUUCAGCAUCCCCCCUCCAUGCUAUUUGCUUGUUCGCCCAUGGAUUACGCCGCGCGCUUCUAUGUCAAUGGAAGCAUCUCUCAGGUCAUCGAGGGCCGGGCUGCUGGUAAGAGAUAGCACACUUGCAGCGAACGUUUUUUGAACCAGCCAUCACUUUCAACCAUCAGAGAUUGUGUGCAGGGUCACAAACGAUUGUUUGGGCGUUUUUACUGUCCUCCCUCCCUCCUGCGGCUCAUUUUCAUCGGUUUUUUACAAAGAGUGCUUAUCUUUGGCACAGUACCCUCGUAAAACCUACCCCAUUAGAAUGAUGAUUAACGUCAAAUUCAAUGGGAAAGUGUCGGAGUACUAGUGCAGACUUGAAACAAGAUUAUCUCACUUUUCAUUCGCGUCGAUUAUAAUGUAAAUGCAAUUACCUGAUAGCUGAAGUGUAUUUCGUGUCAUGCCACUUUGGACGAAUGUUUACUAUUCCUGUCAAAUAUUGCUCACCGUUUAGACCUUAAGGUACACUUUUGCGACAGCCACAGGGCACAUACUUGCGGGAAUCUUUCCAGUUUUGAAUCUUGCGAGGGGAAGUCUUCCAUGACUAUGAUUGGCAUAGUUGGCGGAACACGCUUAAAAACGCAAAUACUUAUGUUAAGGGUCUAAAGCUCAAGGAAACUGUUAGUCCUCCAAUUCAGUGGGGUGACAAAAUUCUGCGCUAAAGUUCGUUUAGCUUCAUGCAUAUUGAGAUUGGAAGUAAUCCUCGCUACCUUAGUCAAUCCCCACUGGAGUCUCAAAAUACCGACCAUUCCACGUCAGAAGUGUAGAGGUUACCAAAACUGUCCUUCGUAUUCUUGUUUUCAUGCUUGAUGCAAACUAGUGUGCUGUGUUGUUCGUAAUGAAUUAUUUUCCGUUAUCUGGGCGCAUAGGGUGCGUACACGUUUCUCACGCGGACUACUUCAUGAAAUCGGUUUCACUACCGUCAUCCGUUUAUGCAAAUUAAAAAGGAGUAAAAGCACCUUGUUCCAAGACCUUCCUAGUUUAAAAUCGUUCUUUUCAUCCAGAAAUUAAUGCGCAACUAUUUCUUCUCCUUGGAAAUUUCCGCGGAGAUAAAUACUCGUUUCAAGAUUCACGCACAACAGUUCGACCACCGUGACCGAUGACAUUCACCGUAUGCUCCACGGCAAUUUUAAAGUAGAGACGGUGACUUGCGUGAGUUAGUUUAACUAUUGUACAUUGCGCUGCAUCUGCCGCACUUUUUCCUCCUUCCCCACUUAGACCCGGAGUCAAGAAUACAGAAGGCGAGAGAGGACGCAGGUAGCUGGCACGACAAGAAACCCGCAGCUAGGUUUACCAACACACACCCUGGUCCGCAACGUACACUGACCAGGAUUUUAUGCAACAACAAAAGAGUGGGCGCGGCUCGGACCCCAACUGGCGCGGCGUGAGCGUGCACGUGGGCGUGCCGUAACACUCUUGUUAGGGAUGCACAUUCCUAGUAGCGCCUGCCGGACCUCGAUCUAGCUCUCGUGUCGGAACAGGGUAUCUACUGCGUCGCCCGUUGUAGGCCGACGUUGCGUCGUGAUCGACGAUGUCCACAGUUCGCCCCGCGACGAGAUGACUUACGCCUGCAUUAGAUUAUAGUGCUAUUAGAUUUGCACUGCAUCUUUGUCAUUCUCUCCUCCUUCCCCACCUGGGCCCGGGGUCGAAGCAUAGUCGAGAUGACCAAAGAUGACAGAGGGCGCAGGUGGAUGGCAUAGUGAACGAUGCCGCGCCAAGGCGUACGACCACGAUCCCUGGUCCACAACAGACACUGAGCAGGAUUUCAUACACCAACACAAGAAAAAAUGGGGACUGCUCGGAAUUCAAAUUGACGCCAGGGCCAGGGCGGCCUUUAGGCAUGCCGCCGUGCCUGUCUCGGAUCUCACGGAGUGGGAGUGGCAUAGAGGCCACGUUAUGGAGGAACCAUUGCAGUCUGACUCUCAGAUCACCAGUCGACCACCCCACACAAGCACAUGAACUCGGCCGACCGCGAGGUCCGAGUUAUCCCGUCAGUUGGUAGCCUUCCAAGCCGUGACUUCAAGCGAGCCCUGGUGGUCUGAAAACGCGUCCCACACUUCGCGGCUAGGUAUGACCAACUGACGAAGGCUAACAAACUGGAAACCGUCAUUCCAGUUUCCCGUGCCUUUGUUGGUGAUGCUAUUCCGUCUACAUCACGCGCCGCUGUUCGGUUGCUGGCGGGGCUCGAGGGAGAGCCCUAAGGCACAACGUGACAAGUGGGUCCCGUAGCUCUAUUGGUGAGCGCCCUUCUACCAUUGCAUAUAUAUGUGUGUCCACAUAUGUAUUGGCAAGUGAACAUCCAAAGAAAUGUAAUUCUAAGUCAGAUAUGUUCUUUUUUAAAGAAUGCUUACGUAGUUCUUCGAUUACGAUUCCUCAGGCCUUCGCCAGCUGCUGUCAAAAACAGUUGGCACUGUACGUAAUCAUAAAAACUAAUAACCGUUUAUCAUUUGGCGCAAUCGACUCCCAGGCCCUGAAAACCCGUGGUUGGGUAUGACUGGCUGACGACUGAUAGUAAGCUAGAAAUAGCCACACCAGUCUCCAUUGCUUCUGUCGGUAGUUCUCAACGCACAUAUAUGUCGAAAUUGCACUCCUCAAAGAGGCCAUAUAGGAGGUGCGCUGAGUGAAGACGGUCCGCCUAGGUGCAGGCCCAGGCUUCGCCGUUAAUUGUGCAGAAAUCCAAAAUCAGAUAGCUGACCGACUUGGACAGCCGAACGGUGCACUGAAGAAGGAAGAGGGAGAGCGAGCUUGUCACCGUGGAAUGCUUUCCUACAGCACCUCAGUGCAUUCCUCACUUUAAAAGAUAUGACGCGCUUAAAAUCAUGAUGACCUGCUAAAAGUGUAAUUUGGACUACCGCUAAUCUACUGGGUAACUCGAUCCACGCAGGAUGGAGUGCCGUGUUCCAAUGGCUCCUUCCAUCGGGAUUUGAUCAGAGCCGCCCAUUUAGCUCUGUGGAAUUCCGGCCCAUCGUGCGCGGACCAGAUACUGUGUGGAAUGCAUCGACCAGCUGUUUAGCUUUGUCCGCCACUGCGCCUGAUACCACAUCGGGUCGUCCUGACUCCGUCAAGGUGGUGGGGGAGGAAAGAGUGCGGUUGGUGCAACGCAAGUCACCGGUGCUGCGUCCGCCACACUGCGGGGCACACAGUGGACAUCGCUUUCCACGACGUUCGAACUGACGUUGGAAUUCCCCGGACACAUGUUUCGUCUACGUUUCUACGGUUAAAUGCCGGAACAGCGGCCGUUUCGGCCACCAGUAGAAUUCGCGCGGACGCUACCUGUGGUUUCUAUAUGUGUGAUCCUGGUACAAACGCACUAGGAAUUUCAAAAAUUAUAAAGGCAGUAGUUCAGAAUUACUUGUGGGGAUCGCAAUCUCUUUGUGUCAGUCUUGAGGUUAUAGUGAACAUUUCAGCGAAAUUGGUCAACUUCUAUAGAGUAACUGGAGCGUGCGCGAUGCUCAAAAUCAACCACGUGUGCAGGGGUGACGCAGCUCACGUUUCCAGUUUCUUAAUUUCUAAGCAACGCCGACUAAUUCGACUGAUGCAGCCGCCUCCACAUGAACAAGUGAAGGAAGAGGUGGUCUGACCGGUAAACGUAGACCUUCCUUCCCACUUAUAAUGGAGUUAGUUGAGAAUAAUUCCCAGAAUUUAGCUGCCGAGAAGGUCCAUAUGACAGCUUGGUCUAAGCGUCUCCUCAGAAAUUCAAUCUGUAUGUAGCAUCGAGGUGGAACCUGGAAUUAUCUAGUGACUGAGUUGCGACUAGAAGUUUUCAGUCGAGUGUGUAGUUUUGUAUGUGCGGUGCUUUAAAUCUCAAACCCACGAUGUUUUAAAUUUAGGGGGGAAAUCUAGUAGUGUGCAUGUUUCGUAGACAAAUCGGUUGAUUUCCUUCCGACCAAAUCUUUUCUGUCGUAACAGUUUCUACUUAGGCGCCAACACUUGCUACCUUCUGACUUUACUUUGUGAGACUUAUUGUGUGCCACUAGUGCAAAUCGAAUUAACAUUUGACAGGCUACCCGCUGCCGCAUGGACCCCAUCCCUUGACACCUCAUUCAGUCUUCCCGAACGGGGGUGAGUCCGUGUCAGCUGACCGUGCACCCCUCAUCUACACACCCGACCUCUCAACCAGACGGUCCGUGCCGCGUACCUUCGAGGCCACCCAUUCGCCCGCCGCCGCCCCCGGGGUUGGGAUGCCCUCAGUCUCGCGGUCCCCGCCACCGCUGCCACCCCGUUCGCUCCGCCGCCCACGGUCAUCCAGUCAGAAUCCCCACCGGGGCUCCAGAGGGACCCAGGGACCCCCGCUGCCCCCACCGCCCUCCAGGAGUACACGCGGCUCCACGGCUGUGAUGGUACCGGUUGCAGGCGGUGAGGGGAUCCGGCUGAGACAGGCCGCCAGUCCAUCUCCUGUUCCCACUGGCAGGACCAAGAAACAUUCUGGAACUGCCAGGUAUGCAGUGGCUCACACAUUCUACCAUGUUUCCGCCUACCUUUUGCUCAAGGCAUAAUGUCUUCUAUAAAGCCCUGGCAACCAUUAGGAAUCUGCGAAAAUGCUCCUUUCCGGACUGCAAUUGAACUAUGAAGAACGUAUGUUUUCUAUAAUUCUUUAUGUAGUCAGUCUGAGUAAACAAAUAGCUGAAUUUCUGGAAGACCUAUGAACAUUUGUCCUAGGGGGAUGAGGGAUCGCAUGCUGAGAAGAGGCAGUUGGGUUAGUAACGGGUGCAGAUCUGUGGGUAGGGAAGUAUAAAGAGAACGGAAAGAACCUAUUAAUAUAGGCGAGUCAGGUAGUCGUUGAAUGGCCUUCAAUUCGAUAAAGCCGUGCCAAAUUAUUCCGCAUUCAGAUUAGUGGGCUCUCUAAUCUGAUUGCACUAGCCUUUGUUGACUUGAGUGGCAAGUCUGUGAUCAACGGAUCGUUCGAAAAACGUCAAUGCCCCCUCGAUGAGCUAUGUCAGUCAAGUACACUGGAAGUGAGAUGGUAGUGUUUUUCAUUUCAUUCCUGAAGAUGCCUGGUCGCUCAACCCAUCAGUCUCCCCAAUGGGCACAAGCGCAGAAGUGGACACAAACAGAAGUAGUAUGAAAUGGUGAAGGGCGAAGGAGGGGAGAACCAGAGAGAGAAAGAGAUUCACGGUUCCGUAUCCUUACACAUAGGAUAUCGUGAAAGAAAUGGUAAUUCAGAGCGUUGAUAUGUCGGGAGUCAAUUUCAUGGAGCAGAUAUGCUUCAAAGCAACCGAUACACAGUGAAGGAGAUGGAUAACAUCAUCUAGCAUUUAAUCAACAAAUUGUUUGACCAUUGUGAACUGUCGUUAUGCUAUUAUAUCGACCAAUUGACAUAAUAAACACUGGUAAAGACGGAGGCGUCUUAAAAGGAGCAUAUCUUUUUUGAACAAAGAGAGCCGAUAACUAGUCAAAACGGACUCGAUAAGAAAUGACUACAUACUUUAUUUUACUGGGAUUGUAUAACUUAGCAGAAUGUAAAAUGAUACAACUUUCGAAACAUGACAAAAACUUAUACGGUUGAUAAUGCUAUUGUCAUGCCUUCGUGUGUGUCACCUCUUACAUACCUGAAAUGCCUCCAUAGUUUACAUUUCUUAAGAAGAAAAAAUGAACAUCUUAAUUGCAAUCAAAAAUGAGUAGUGGGUCAUUGCUUAAGGUGGAGCCGGAGAAAGCACAAGCGACGAGGUCAAGUAGAUGUAUAGAAAAGAAAAGCUAUGGACAAUGUGCGGUUGUACUUUGAGUGGUUGCGAAAUAGUUGCCCUAACCCUAACCCCUGACUCUAACCCCUAACCCCAAAUCCAACAGUAUUGUGUUCAUCAGGUGGGGCUGCAUACCCACAUCUUACCAUUAUUUCGAUCUACUGAGCCGAAAAAGCAGUUUUUUAAUCGGUUUGCCUGCCUACUCUGAUCGAUGUUCUUGCCCCCCCCCCCCCCAUUUCUGUUCCCUCUCCUAUGCUCCUCCGUCUGUUCCAACUGCAUUCCUUCCCAUCUAUCUUUGUUGACUAAACCUCACUAUGACGUUCACAUAAGCGCCAAACGACCCAGUUCACUGAAUCCUCCGCACGAUGAUCGGCCGUCCUCAGAGUGUCACCGUGGUUACGGCCUCAAGCCCCCGGUGUCCCCUUCGGGGGCGCAUCCACGAGAUACAGCCGUUGUCCCGGCCCAGCCUUCGGAUUUCAUACGCACCAGAAAGUCUCCCUCGCCCGGGGCGCUGGCGUUUAAGGGGCUCCAGAGGACAGGACGCUCCAGACCACAGCAUCUCCCUGAACCACCAGUGCCCCCACCCCUCCUCUCUCGACAGAGUCGGCGCACAUCCCUCGAAAGACCGAAAACUCCGGACAGGGAGAACUUCCGACAGCCUCUGCCCUACAGGGUACGUAUCUCUGCCAGUCUAUGCAGCAUUAUGUUUUUCAGAGUUUAGCAUGAUCCGAAACACCGAACACAUUGUAAGUUAGGAAAUGAAUGUGCGCAAACCUCUUCCCCGUUCCCCUAACUCUGUGCAUCGUCGUUACGAUAUCCAGAUGAAGAGGCACGACCUAGACCGUUUUCCUGACAUCCUAUUAGUCAUUACCCUUCGAGAUUGGUUAUCUGUAAAACCGCGCGCCUUCCUACCGCCUGAGUGUUAAACUAAGCGGGUUCCAUUCGUCACAUCCUUUAUACCGUAAAAUAAACUUUGGGCGCCAAUUCGAUCUUUUCCCUCUUGAGUAGAACUGACUGAAAGCCUCCCAAACAGGACAGUCGAUGUAAAACCGCCUGCAAUACGGGUGGCUUUGGGCCAACUUCCACUGAAAUUAGCGUUAGGCCUAUGGUGAGGGUUGGGUUAAGGAUUAGGUUUAAGGUUAUAUUUAAAGUUAACGGCAGGUUAAGUCAAGGCCAAGUCUAAGGUUAGCGUAGGGGCUAGUGUUAACUGCAGAGUUAAGGUGUUGGGCAGCAUAAAGGUCAAAACAGCGGUUUGGUUUUAUAUUGGGGUUAUUGUUGGAGUUAGGACACAAGGAUAUUUUGCCCUUCCCAGAAUUAUGCACAGAUCCACCUUUAUUAAUUGGGCGAAGCGGUCCUAUUCCCAUGCCCUUUUUAGGGGGCCGUAUAAAUCAGUCCUACUCCUUUUCGUAUGCUUAAAAACGCAAGGUCUCCCUUCUGCUAAGGCGUCCCACCCGUACAACCCCUCUUACCACCAUUUUCGCAUUACGGGUGGCAUUUGGCCCUUUCUAAUCCAUCAGUAAAAGCAAUUCUGAUGGCGACGUAGGAAGCUGUUGUUAUGUACCAGCCAUACGUUUCGUCGCCGUCAGCGCUUUCUUCACAUUUUUGAAAAGUGUAAAGGCGCUAGAAGGGAGAGUAGCGUAGGGUCUUAAACCAAAUAACAUUCGAACCCCCUUAAGCUUUUCGGUCUUUUAUUCAGCUAAAUAAUGACACCUGGUAUGGUUCUGUAAUAUAACGGGCAGUUCCAUGCCAAUCUGUCGUUGAUGUUCCGUCAUCAUCCUGCCAUCCACCAACGCUGGGUAGCGGGCGCCUGAGGUACGAAUCUGGUUGGCGAGACGGUUGAGCUCAGCGUCUUACCAAUUGAGCCAUAGGCAAAAUACUUAUCCGCUGAAAGCGAGGAUGCUUCAAUUUGCCAAGUUUUGGCGUUCACCGACUUGACUUGCCUCUAGAGUAGAGCACGUAUAUACCGUUUUGCAUCUCAUCUCUGAUUUACAGCGAAAUAGACCGAAGUUCGAUUCCCGAGUUUUCGCGGUUCGUGAUUGGUCUGCGCCUAGCUGGUUAGGGCAAGUGAACUAAUCGCGACCAAUUCAGUCUCCCUGGCCUUUUUCGAUAUUACUAAUCGAUUAUCGAUUGCCCCUCGCUGUGUGACUACCUGAGGGGUCUCUGAACCCAAGUUCAUCUUUCGCUGACCUCUAUUUGUUCGUAAUGUUUGGCACUUUAAACAUUCGGAUGAGAUUUAAUUUGCUUUGUUUACUUCAGAAUUCCUCAUUUCACCUUUGACUAUCGAUUCUUAGGUCUUUCCAGCUGGAGAAGGCAGACAACAUUCGCCAACUUACGCUUCGUCUGAAGAUGAGGACGAGGAGGGCUGCGCGACAGACUACUCUUCCGACUCCGACUCCAGUUCCACCUUCUCGAACCUCGACAGUUUCUCCGACGGCGACCUGGACCCCAUUGUGUCCCCAGUCUGUCCUCAGAAGAGUCUCCUGGAUCGACGUCUGACACCCGAUCUAGACACUCCAUCACCGCAAACUCAUCCCCGCGUUCCGACUGCGUCCACGGGCAGACCACGGCAACGGUCGCCUUCACCAGCCUCAUCACCACACCCUCUGCCAGUCUGCCCCUCAGUAGUGAAGCCGGUGUUGCCUGCCGUCUACCGACGCUUCAUUGAGCAGAAGUUUGCCAAUGUUGGUCGAGUACACAAGGAGCGCGAAGAGAGACAGGCUCGUCUGGAGGCUGAGAUGGCCCUAAUGGGCUUGAGCGAGGCCUCGCGAGCCCAGAUGCGCAAGAUGUUACAGACAAAGGAGUCAAACUACAUGCGCAUGCAGCGGGCCCGCAUGGACGAGAGCAUGUUCAUACGGAUCAAACGCCUCGGUGAGCGCGUGUGUGUGUAUGUGCCUUUGUUAGGUCAAAGGGUCUGAAAGCGUGUGCUAUGUCAAUAUCAGCAAACCAUGGCCAUCGCAGCCUGGUAUGCGCUGGCAGUCCCCUGACACCUGGUUCUCUACCGGUAGAUGCGCAAGCGCUCCCACAGUGCAUACGGGUGGUAGAAAUGGCUGCCCAGUCAACCUCGUCGCUCUGGCCCCUGUCGGAGUGUUGUUGUUGGUGAAAUAUCCUGGUCAAGUGUAUGUUGUGGAACAGGGCGUGGGGCGGCACGCCUAGGUGUGUGUCCGGCCGUGCCAGACACCUGUGCCCUUCUCCACCUCUGGUUUUCUUUACUCUGUCUUGACAGUGAGUCCAGGUCGGGAGUGAGGACGAGGGAGUGCGGUAGAUGCUGCUCAAGUCACCGUGCCUGUUGCACCUUGGUGUGUAGCACACGGUGGACAUCGUCGGAAUCGGCGGUCGAACUGUCAUGUUCAGCCUUGUCAGCCACCGCAGCCACAUCCACUUCUGAUCGUCUUAACAUUGUCUCGCCAUCGGAGCAAAAUGGAUGAAGGAGGAGGUGGCGAAGUAAACACUUUGCAAGUAUGCCCCACUGUAAAUUAAUCUACGCGAAAUGUCCGCUGCGUCCACUCUGUUUGACACGCAGCAGACGUCGUCGUUUAGGCGGUCAAAUUGUCUAUUAGCAGUAAACCGAACAAGCUGGCAGAAUAUGCGUGCUCUGUCAACAGAACGCAAAAUGAAACAUCAAAGCGCCCGAGCGGAUGGUCGACGUGAGGAUCAUCCUAUUUCAUGGGAAAGACGAAUUUUGUCCAAAUUACCAGCUUAAUCAAGAUUAGUUGUACCUUACCAUUUGGUAGCCGCUGUUCACGUUUUGCGUUCAGCAAUAUUGCCUGGUUGCUAGGCGGAGUUUUGGUAUUUCGCCCCGCCGUAGAGAUCCGCCGCAGAGUCGUCGGAGGCUGCAUAAUCGUGAAGAACUAUUAUUAAAAACUACCACCGACUGCACCGAGCAUAAUGGCCUUUUCCGGCUUAUUUGUCUGCCCUCCGUGGCAAAAUGGGACGCCCAUAUCGACUUUCCCAAUUAAUUCAAAUGCGUGGGAGCCGAUAUCAAACGACUUUAGGCAUUCCUAUAGGUUGCUACAACGCGUGAACCUCUGACCCAAAUACCAGAGUUCCAGUCCCAGCUAUCAACCCAACCCGGCUCUGCUAGGGUUGUGGUUUGUUUGCAAUAGAAAAUAUGUCAGAAGUGAUCAUUCCAACCUCCCUUAUUUUUCUCGAUAUCAAUCGCGAUUAACGAAAGUGUGCCCUGGGAAUGGGACCGAUCGGGAAGCCUCCAACCACGCAGAAUAACGCGAAUUCUCAUGAUUACCCUUACACGGACCUCUGACGGCGUCUUCUGUAUCGUUUCCGUUGGAGCGCUAUCUUACAGACUUGACAGCGAGGGUUCCAUCACUGUCCAGGCAACGAGGCAUGCCCAUCCACUUUCUUGCACAGGCAAUCUGAGCAUCAGUGCGAUGUCUGUUCAAGAAUUCUCGAUCUCUGUACAUCAUUCAGAUUAGGAAAAUCUAAGAUUUGCCUAGGGCCCCGCAGUGUCAUAACGAGCCUUACGGCUGCCAAAGACUGAGCGUCGCGUCGUGAUUGGCUGAGCGUUGAAGAACACAAGUUACCCACUCCAGAUGAACACCGAUUAUUUUCCUCUGUCGUCACAUCAACCGUAUUGAAAUACCAGCUAGUCUGUGGGAGGAAGAGGCUCAAAACGAUGUACAGUGAGUGACCGAUCUCAUGAGAUGUUGGCUGAAAUUCUGAACUGCGUUUUCAAUUGGGAAAGAUUGCUUCGUCGCGGCUGUAAUACAGAUUAUCUUGCGGCAUAAUCUUAUAACAUUUCGGACUCGGCAGGAUGUCAGCUUUUGAAUAAACUGCUUUACGAUUGCCUGCAGGAAUAGUACUCGGUAAAAAAUGACUACUUACGUAGCAUGCAUUUUUCCCAAUGCUUUUCGACGGUCUUGCAAAUUCAAAUAUAUCUUAUAGAAACCAUAAACAAAAGUAUGCUUUUCUUCAGUCAAUUAAUAGAGAAUUACGUCUUCUUUAUAUUUUAUGCUCAAAGAAGGAGUAUAAUAAGGUUUUAAAAAAUUUUCCAAUUAUGAGAUUUUUAAGAUCACAUAGCAUCGUACCUCCCCGUUUACCACAGCUCCUCAUGAGAUGUACAACAUAGUCCGCAUCCAUUAAAAAUUUUAUGGACUCUGUAUGAUCUCUUUUUAAUGGUAUGGAAAAAUAUUUGAGUUUCCUUAUACGGGUUGCAUGCACCUUGUAGACUGAAAUCACUAGGCGCUACUGCAACGAAUGAUCAGGCUCCAAGUUAUUCGGCAAUUAGAAAACUUUUUUAAAACCUAAUUAUACUCCUUCCUUGAGGAUGAAAUAUAAAGAAGACGUAAUUUCCUAUUAAUUGACUGAAGGAAAGCAUACUUUUGUUAAUGGUUUCUAUAAGAUAUAUUUGCAUUUGCAAGACCAUGGAAAAUCAAUGAGAAAAAUGCAUGCUACUUAAGUAGUCAUUUUUACCGAGUAAGGUUCCAACAGGAGAUUGAAAAGCAGUGUUUUCAAAAGCUGACAUCCUGCCGAGUCUGAAAUGUUACAAGAUUCUACCGUAAAAUAAUCAGUAUUACAGCCGCGACGAAAUCAUCUUUCCCAAUCGACAACGCAUUUCAUAAUUUCAGCCAACAUUUCAUGAGAUCGGUCACUCACUGUAAGCAUUAGCCUUCCGAUCCGUUCUUAUUACCCGGUUUCACGCAGUAAUGUAAGGGUGAGGAGCUCGGAUAAGGGGAAGUAUCGCGGCUGAUUGUUUUGAUGACAGCUUCCCGGCUGGUAGCGUGCACACGAGUUAAUAUUUGAACCUCCAGUUUAACCCCCUCGUGCAUCCUUGGUGCAAAUACCUAUGGCGCGAAUGUGUCGGCUGGGCAGCUUACAUCAGAGCUCUCUUGCCUAAAUGACUUACUAGACCGUCAAGGGUUGUGUAACGGCAAACCGACGAUGUUAAACAUGCCAGAAAUGACCUCAAAGUCGCCCCUGUCUGUGUUUGUAAUUCUUUCGGAUUACCUAGGGUUGCACGCUAAGGAAUCGGUCAAUUUACUCAGACCGAAUCACGUUACUUCUAAAGAAGAUAUGACAAACGCAACCGGCCUUCUGCCAGAGUACCUAAUCAAAUGUUUUUUCCGUAUGUGGACGCUUUCUUUCCUUUCAUACUUUAGGCGUGGGAGCAUUUGGUUGGGUAUGGCUUGUACGUAAGAAGGAGAACCGUCAACUCUAUGCAAUGAAGAUCCUUAAGAAACAGGAUGUCGUCCGACGGCGGCAGCUUGCCCACGUCCAGGCCGAACGCGACAUCCUCGCCGAGGCGGACAGCGAAUGGGUGGUCAAACUCUUUUUCUCUUUCCAAGACUCACAUGCACUCUACCUGGUCAUGGAGUAUAUUCCCGGUGAGUUGUGCUCUCCACUUGUCUUCUAUCGCUUCUUUUCCCUCUGCUUUUGCCUGCGGUCAUUCUACUUGGGGUGUCAGCCUGUCGUCAGUCUACCCAGGCGAAUUCAACCAUUAUAUGAUGGCAGGACCACACAUAUAGGUGGAUUCAGACAACGAUGUAUUGGGUUUAUUCAGCCAACAUUCGGCCACAUAUUAUCUUGGCUAGAAGUUGGGAUCACACGUGCGAACGUACGCGCACGCACACACAGCGCAAAUGGCCUAUAGACGGGAUCAAUCAUAUGGGGCGUACGCGCUCCCACAAAUUCGAAGCUUCUUUGCGGGGGGGAAGAUCAUGGAUCGGCGUGUGGCCACAACUGCACGAAUAUAUAUGUAAACCACAUUUUCUCACGUCUGCCCUUCCAUUAUCAUAUUUUGCCUGACUUCAACCUGACACGACCUAUUCGUGACAUUUAUUACCCACUUGGACCUUGUACGCUUAUCGAAGCAUUCUUGAUCGUCCCACCUCCGAUAUAUAGGUAUAUAUUCACUUAAGAAUGGACGCGCGCCAAUCCAUUAGCUUCCAGAAACAAACAAGCUUCGUAUGGGUGAUAGGGGCCACGAACAGGUAACCGCAUACCAGGCCGAAGUCGGCCAAGCUAUGACAGCAAAGGGGGUGACGACCGAGUAUGUGGGUGGGCCAGCUACGCCGGAUGUGUGUGCGCAUGUUUGGGUUUCAGGUCACAGCUGGUGGUCAGAAUUACGAUUGGCUGAUUGAAGGCAAACAAGCCCGAAACAGUACUGUAUCAACCUGCCACCAAACACUUUCGUCUCCUCCUCUGCUAUGUAUAUGUAAGUAUAUAAGAGUUUAUCUUGAUUUUCCGACGAGCAUUCUCCUUUAUUAUAUCGUCUUGGAAUGCAUAUUACCUCCGUUAUUCAUAUAUAUAUAGGUGUACAUGCAGGAAAAGAUAUCAGCGACGAGGAGGGAGAAUGAGUAUGCUAGAUCUGGCCCAUCGCUAAUCAUCGGCGUUGACGUACGACUUGCGUGUAGGCCCCAGAAGAACAUUUAUGGGUCCGCAUUCCCCACUGAUUCUUUGUCUGACAUACAGUUUCAUCGGCCUCAAUUCUCGCCUGAGUUGAGUCUGUCUACGCAAACGUCCGAUCUGAUUUUCUGUCCGUACUCAUUCUGAUUAAGUGGCGCUCGUAGGGUUUAGGAAGUCACAGGGAGAACCACACAAUUGUUGUUGGAACUUGUGCUGGUAUGCCAAUUCUCAGUUGCUUUUCAACUUGCUUGGCCGUUCCCUCGGCCCGAGAUUUGGACGUCCCGGAAAGUGAAGCUGUAUCCGGAAUUGGCGGAGUUACCUUCUUCAUCCGCACUGCCCAUGCAUGUGCACUCAUACGGGUCUGCGCUCGCUUAUUAAUCUCUCCAACAUAGUUCAUUUCCCAAGAAUUACACUGGUCACGAUGCCCGACGUUCUCCGUUCCAACUCGCCAUAGGGGGCUUUAGAUCUCAUGAUCGAACGUUCUGUUAUAGUCUCGUGUAUGUGAACGAUGUUGAUUCUUGGCGGUUGUAAGUGACCAGCACUUACUUCGACCACUUUCUCAAUAGACCAUAAUGCCCAUCAGAAUUUCAGUUUCUCCACUGUUAACCUCAUGGUUGGCUUGCAUUGUCUCCCGCGUUCUCUAAAGCCACGGUAUACCCGUCGGCAGUGGAAUUCGGUUAGAUGGAAUCAGUUUCUGCCCUCUUGUAAAUAAUUUACAUGUAGCAGUGUGUGUUAACUAUAGCGAUUGAGGAUCUAGCAGGUGUUAGUAGCCUUCCUGCGCAUCAUAGUCUGUACCGUCCAAGCGAUGAGAGUCUACUCGAAACGCAGCAAUUAUCAGGUCAAAUCCCGAGUUGUAGGAAAAGACAGAGUUAACCAGAGUGAGGGGUUUAUUGCAUACAGAACCCUGACUCGUCCUCUCAGGCGGCAGUGACCGAUGGCAAAUCCAGGGCUGGUGUUGACUGCGUCCAGUCAUGUCCGAGAGUUAGUGAGGCAGUGGAGGCAGCCGCUUUUGCAGUUUUCUGUUGCAUUUGCCGCACGGUGGCGUGUCCGUGUUGAAUUCGGUCAAAUUGUCACAGGUCAGCGCGUCUGGAACCGCCCGCUGCGAAGGCGGAUGACCUUGUUGCAACGGGGCCUUGAACAAGGACGCCAGACAUGCCUACGAUGGCCGUCGGCAACAAACCUUCAGGCUCCCCUUGACUUUUCGUCAAACGGUCACAUCAAGAAGGAACAAUUGAGUAUUACUCUUGCCUUUCUAACCAGGCAUUCCGUAUACAUACAGUGCAAACGGGGAGGACCGAGUCAUCCCAUCAAUUGACAGUCUUACAGCUUUUCAAGGCAUGAUUUUUCGCCCAUCCUGUCAGAUUUAUUAUAGUGAGGAGUGCACCGCAGUGCCUCCCUCUGCUUUUUCCCUCUCUUAUUCACUGUCCAAACCGGUCAGUCAUCCGACGUUGGGGCUGGGACCUGUCUGCGUGGCGAUGUCAAGACCUAACGAAUGUUACUUGCCGAUAAAUGAGGCGGCAAGGAUUAAGUAUAUGCGCGGGGCAAGAAAAUGCCAACUGUUGUUUACCAAAUGCGCCAGCUUCUUAACACUCCUGCUUUACUGACAGACGUAUGCAUUCCCUCCACAACUAUUUCGGGUAUUUUUUUACCACCUGACCGCUUUCUGUGUCGAACCCAAUUUUUAAAUUGAGCUUUCCUCUUAAUAAGGCAUUACGUGUAGCAUGUGCAAAUUCAUGAACCCGUGUAAACACUUCAGCAGUACCGGCUUCUAGAGGCGGUACAGGUGGACGUGUGUCAUCCUGCCGACGAAGAGCCGACUCAAAACCACAGAACAACACUUUUGAUAAAUAUAGUAGGCAGUUCUCCAUAAUUUACUUUACCCCAGGCAUGUACUUCAUCCUUACCAAUGAGGUUUCACGAAUCGUGUAGCACAAUAAUUAAACAUAAAACUAGUGUUUGAUGGAGAUAUCCACCUUCGAGCUCAGCCAUCGGAGCAAACUAUUUCCCGGAUAUGUCGCCUGGUGCAACUGCUGGCUAGUGAAGCAUGGAUAAUCAGGGUUUUGAACAACCGAGUGAACUAUCCGGAGACAGACAGUUUCCUUUCCAACGACCCCAUUGUCUUCCAACUGUGUUCAUUUAGUCGAUUGAUUUUUUGAGCCCUUUUCUUUAAACAACCGGUAAAUGAAUACUUUUAUUUUGGAACUUAGCGCCUGUUGUCCGUGAGUGAAGUUCUUUCUAAAACAGCUGAGGAUCGAUUUGACUGGUGAAUGUCUUCACUGCCCAGCAGCGCCUUUCUAACCGGAUGUUGGCAGUAGUCUCCGUCGGCUGGUGAGACUGGCCAGAAUCCUUGAUCCAAAAAAAACACAACUUAUUCCGACUCUGUUCACCAGGCGAAUUAACGUUCAUCUGCACUAUGAAGUAGCAUUUUAUUUCUUUCGAAGCGGCCGCCUUAACUACAUGUUCGCAUAGCGAAGCGUCAUCAGAAAUCUUUGUUCUGACAACUAAUCGUCUCUGGGGGAUUCAAGCAAUGAUUUAGUUUUCGCAUAUGCGUACGACCACCCCGGAAUAUCCAUCACAUCUGCUUCACACUCAGUUAACUUGCCAUUACCAUUUUAAUUUUGAAAAGCAUAUGAUUUAUAAGGCAAGGCCACUGCUGUGCUUUGCACUACGGGUUAAUCCCGGCCAAGUUAAACAAAUGCUGCCGUUCUCGGAGAGCUUCAUUUAUCCGGUUUUAAACGUUAAACCCCGUUUCUUUAAAACGGGAGACAAAACCUCAGUAAUCUCAUAUGCUUGAAACCUGAAUUAUGGCAUGAUUUUACAAUGUCCAUCUUGGUUUUUGAGGGUUGAAAGUAUAAAAACGUAGUUGGUACGGCCAGAACUCAAUCAAAGGAUACCAGACUGGCGUUCUGAAGCCGAAGCGAAUUUGUUAUGGAAUGAGGGCUAGCUGUUUGUUGCAGAGCAAUAGGUUAGGCAGCGGCCCUCCUUGGUUCUCGGUCUUCUCCAGUCUUCUGGACUCUGCUCUGAUAUCGGAUCCAGGUAGAAAGAGGAGAGAGAGAGAGAGCAGUAGAUGCCGCGCAAGUCCACUUCUAAGUCACCAUUCCUGCUGUGGAGCACACGGCAAAACCUCAGUAAUCUCAUAUGGUUGAAACCUGAAUUAUGGCAGGAUUUUACAAUGUCCGUCUUUGUUUUGGGGGAUUAAAAAUAAAAAAACGUAAUUGGCACGGCCAGAACUCCAUCAAAGGAUGCCCACAGACUGCGGAACUGUCACUGCCAGCAGAAAUCCUGCUGCCGAAUGACAGUUAUUCACAGCAGUCGUUCGAAAGGUUGUGCAGAGGAAGCCGCUCAACAACAGUAAAGUUUCAUCUACAGCCAAUCCGUUCGAUUAGGCUCAUUUCUGUUAAAUGUGGGUUUAACCUCUCACCUCCCCCCUGAUUUCGUCCCUUGCCGGCGUUUUCACCUGGACGGAGCGGAACUACUCGAACUGGCAAUAGUCCCACCAGGACCUGUUCCACAAUCGGUCAGGUCCCAAUCGCCGACCUUGUGAGACCAAGACCACUCGAGCCAUGUUGGUCGUAAGCCAGUCCAUUCCGAAGGAGCAAGUACCUGGAUUGGAAUGUGGGCACGUGUGACCAUGUCCGGGCUUAUGUCCGACUCCUCGCGCGCGCGCGCCUGUGUGAGUGCCAGCUACCUGUGUUGUGCUAACUGCCUCAGCUGAGAGGCAAUCCACCCGCUGAAAUUCCUGUGUGUACGGGCGCGCCCGCGCCUGUUUGUGCCUCCUCGGCGUCCGUAAGAGAACCUGCCUGCGUGCAUCUGCAUUCCAUCAGUCCACCUCUUGGUGAUUUUUCCCCCACAUGUCUGUGUGUGUGCACACAUCACACACUGCCGUCGUGCAGCACAGCAUCAGUCUGUGUGUGUGUGUCUGUGCGUCACGCACUUUGCCCAUGCGCACUGCAUAUCGAUCGGGCGACGCAGAUGUAACUACCGCUUGCCCGGCGGCGGCGGCGACGACGGUUCGCGCGAGGGAUUAGACCGGAGAAUUUGAGAGCUGCUGUGUGCGUGCUGCCUUUUGUGGGGCUGUUUGGGAGUGCGGUGUGGAAUGCAGAGCCCUCCAUCUAUGUCAUUUCCCAUCUGCUGCCUCUGACGCACAAUCUCAUAAUCACAAAGAACGACUUCCGCCUCCACAGCGGCAGACAGACACCUGCGCUCGCGUCACUGUCAAGUAGCGUUUCCUUGCUUGUUAAAAGGACAGAUAGGCUGAAACGUCCUAGUGACAAAAACAGUGUGUGUGUGUGUGUGUGUGUGUGUGUGUGUGUGUGUGUGUGUGUGAAAUCCGCAAAUGUUAGCUCUAGUAUCCUCUGCCUUUGCCGUUACUCCUUCUCUGCAUGUACUACUGGUCACUAUGCGACUGCUUGAGAGGGUUCUAGAGGGAGGGUGUAAGGGGACGAGCUCGUAUCGCAGCCUGAUCGGCAACCUCUUCCCACGAUAGUAUACAGUGAGUGACAGAUUGCAUAAAAUGGUGGCUGAAAUUCUGAAAUGCGUUUUCGAUUAGGAAGCAUUACUUGGUCGCGGUCGAAAUACUGAUUAUCUUGCGGCAUAAUCUUAUCACAGUUCGGACUGGGCAGGAUUUCAACUUUUGAAUACACUGCUUUUCAAUCUACUGUGGAAACCUUACUCGGUAAAAAAUGACUGCUUAAGUAGCAUGCGUUUUUCCCACUAAUUUUCGAUGGUCUUCCAAAUCCAAAUAUGUCUAUAGAAACCAUAAACAAUUAAUAGCGGAUCAUGUCUUCUUUAUAUUUUAUACUUAAGUAAGGAGUAUAAUUAGGUUUUUAAAAAAUUUUCUAAUUGCCGAAUAAUUUGGAGCCUGAUCAUUCGUUGCAUUGGCGCUUAGUGAUUUCAAUCUACAAGGUGCAUGCGUCCCGCCUAACGAAAAUCACAUACUUUUCUAUGCCAUUAAAAAGGUUUCAUAUGUAGCCCAUAAAAUUUUGUAAUGGGUGCGGACUGCGGUAAACGGCCAGAUACGAUGCUAUGUGAAGGGACAUUGCGCGAUCUUAAAAAAUCCCAUAAUUAGAAACGGCUAGAUCGCAGUUGGCAGCCAGGAAUGGGGAAGCGGACGGUGACCUUAGCCCUAAUCGUAACCUUAACCCGAACCCUAGCCCUAAUCGAAAUCGUAAACAUAACCGUAGGUCUUAGACAUAGCCCUAACUGUAAAACCUAACGGUAAUACCGGAACCUAAUCGUAAACUCAAACCCUAACCGUAACCCGAAAACCUAAGCCCAAAAGGCAUAACCCUAACCCGAAAAUCGGACACCAUUAACCGGUACCCUAAUCCUAACCUCAAACGUAUAACGGAAGCCAAACGUCAGGGUUAACGGUUAACGUUUAAGGUUAAGGUUAGGGUUAGUGUUACGGUUACGAUAAGGGUCAAGGUCGCCGUCCGCUUCCCCAUUCGUGGCUGCCAACUGCGAUCUAGCCGAAAACACAUUUUGGAAUUGCGGUUAACACUUUAACACACCCCCGAUGCAUUAAUGAUAUGCGUUAAGGCAUGUCGAAUCUUCCGAUUUUGCGGCGGGCAUGAUUAGACGGAGUCAUGAGGACUUUUAGGCAGUCAUUCAGAGUAAAUUAGCCGCGGAGAUAACUGGCCGCAUCCGUCCUUUCGUCUAGGGUUAAUUUUGUAGGUCUGUCUCUGUCUGAAGAUCAUCCGUAUAUAGUUAAACUCGUGUACCGUGACCUGAUUAAUACAGAGACUGGGGAUCUAUUUUGCCUUGUUUAAUUUCCGAGUAAGUCCUUCGAAACGGACUUCUUCAGGUACGGUCCGAAAUGGGAUGUGUUGUCAGUGCGGGGAUUCAGUUGAACUUUGUUCCUUUUACGCUGUUCUUCCCUGUAUGAGAUUCGAGAAGCCUGAUACCUUUAGUGAAGACCAGGUUGUGUGGAAACGUGUAGAUGAGCUGUUUUGUCUUUGUAAAUCACUGUACCCACACCCACCGUCUGUCGCCUCGACAUCGUCUUGGCAUCGGAGAAGGUGGGUGAUGGAAGAGAGGAUGCGGUGGAUGCUACGCAAGUCUGCCUCACUCCAAAAUAAUUCACUCGCAGAUCACCAUCCUGCGUGCACUCCGUGGGGCAUGCGAUGGACCGGUUCUCGUUAACUGAAGGUAAUCAUCGCUAUCACCUGCCGGAUCAGCUCUAUGAUCGAGUCGGCACAUUUGUCUCCUUAUGAGUUCCCCACAAAAAAUAAAAUCAAUAUUUAGGCUAGAUCCGAAGAAGUCUAACAAGUUCCCAAUUUUGAGAUGGACUACUUGAAAAGAAUUAAAAGACAAAGUUACCCGUACCUGAGUCCUGAAAAAGUCCGAUAUCUCGGAUCGUUUUCUUUGUGUAGAGAAUCUGCGGUCCACGCUAGCGAUCAUUGGUGAAAAAUCUAUCAAUAUGCAGUUGACACGGGCGGACCUCGGUUACAGCGACUUCUAAGCCAACAAAUGUGUUUACUUCAGGGGCGCUUGACAUCUACUGUUAACCUCACAUGGGGACAAAGGCUGAUGAAUCGAGAAAUGGGGAGGAAAUUGUAUGCGGAUUUUGUUGAGGCCAUCUGAAGUUGUUUCGUCUUUCUGCUUAAAUUCCUGCAUGGCAUAGAAACUUUGAAAAGACGAACGGUACCUGCUAGAUGUCUGACCAUUCAAGACGGCCAUUCCAUUCUCUUCCUACCGAACUCCCAGGUCCCAUCCCUGUUCCCCCUGGUUUGGCCACAACCAGGUAACUAUUUCGACAAAAUCAAUCCCGAUAAAGAUGGCCGGUGUAUCUCCCCAGCCACAACUACUCUCCGAAGGAGCCUUCCUCGGUAAUGGAAUAGGAUUCAGCCGUAUCUUGGCGCUGUGUCAUUCCAGCCACCCCGUUCUCCUUUAUCUCCGGUGGCUAUGGCCCAUUUUUGGCCCUGGAAUAAGGGUCGACACCGCACAUGUCUCCCUAACUAUAAUCAAACGGAGACAUAACUGAACUAUAACAGUGCCUAAAGCGACCUAUCUUGUAAAUGGACGGGCUAUCCCGCUUUGCGGGACUGAGUGUCACGAUUCGAUGGCUCGCCCAAAUCUGACUUAGAAAUAUGUUUCUCAGUGUGGAACCCCAGUGAGUGAGAUCUGGUCUCUGUCGGCUUGCGAGCCGGCACAUUGGAGCCGAUCUAUGUUCUAUAGCUUCAUUGUAGGCGUUGCUAUCAGCACGAAGUGGUAUGACGUUGCCAUCAGUCUCGAUGGUCGCCCCUGUACCAAAGCCUCAACCAACUCCCCUAAUGAGGGCUCAGCAACAUGGUUGGAAGAAGAGAGGUGUACUGACGUAUUUCUAAUACCGUAUUUCAGACGAGCAUGGAACAUAGGAGAAUAUCCAAGGCUCAACUGAAACCGGACCAAUCAGAUAGUGUCCUUGAGCGGUUAGCUGUCAUCUGUCUGGUUGGGUUGACCUUCGGUCCCGUCGAGAGCCGGCACGACAUCGCCACGCGCACGCCAUGUGGAUGGAUCGGUCGGGCGGCGUGCUGGCGAGUCGGUUAGGACGGCUCCUCCUAACACGAGGGGCCCCAUGCAUCGUUUGACCGGUUUGUGUCUGAAUUCCUAUGUAUAGGUUACCUGUCCUGCUAUCGUACACCUGGAUCGUUCAGUUAACUUCGUAAGAGCGAAGUCAAAUGUGUGCUUUAGGUCUUGUCUGUGUAUUGUCAGAAGACGUAAUAGGUCUCCACGUCGAGCGGUCAUUUUGUCUUCGUGCAUUUAACAGGGAAUCGUGUAAAGACCUGACAGAUACUUUUUCAGCGAUAAUACCCAUGUAGACACGUAAGUCAAGUCCGGCAAACGUACGCUUUCGAUUAUUCAUCAUCAGACCUGUACCGUAACAUAAGGGAGGGCAGAAUAGCAGAAGUUAAACAUCCAAUAAAAGUCAGUGUGGGGCGGAGGGUUGAGGGGUGUUAUGAGGUCAGAUUCUAGUUCUGUCUGGGGCGUAGGGAAGGGGGAUGGGGCGGUGUCUGGCGAUUAGCUGUCCGCCCUUCAUCGCGAUAAAGCGACGUGGAGGGUGUGAACACAUAUGCUUGGUUUGUCUUUAUCCAGGGGGGCCUUAGCGCCUGUACAUACGCCUAGUGCGAUCACAAGGCCCGGUUGGCUAACCGUAUGACCACUGCCUCUGUCGUUGCAAUUAUUCGCUGACGCGGGAACUUGGAGUGUCUUGCCGACAGCUUAGAUCACUUGGAAUGCUUAGUUUACGUCCAUCUGGUGGCCGCUGUAAGUCAAGUGAGAAACAAGUGCGCUAGGGAUAGACUUUUCCGAAUUAGCCACGCAGGAUGGUUCUCUCGCAUCCGCUUAGAUAGACGCCUAGCAGUUCGACCAAUAUAACCUGCCGACAAAAGCAAGUGAAGGCGUAGAUGCACAUUGAAAAGGUCUGAAAAGUUAAGCUAUCCUUAACUUUAAGCCGAAGAAACGGAGAGCUUGUGAAAACCAGUCUCAGCGUAUGGGUACGUGUGCGCGAUAGCAGCGUUUAAGCGACGAGGUAGGAGUUUGCUCGCCGGAUAUCCUGGAAAUGGCAUUGUGAGAAAUAGCUCCUUCUUCUCAGCUGUCGGCACAUCCGAUUUUGGAGGGCGUUCCGGCUAGAUCGCAGUUGGUAGCCAGGCCCCGUGUUGCAGAUGGCUGGGGGUUCGUUUACUGGGGCUAUUUUGUGGGGUUCCAUACUCUCAUAUGACCCAUUUGGCUUCCGUUUUACGUUUGAGGUUAGGAUUAGGGCACCGGUUAAUGGUUUCCGAUUUUCAGGUUAGGGUUAUGUCUUUAGGCCUAGGUUUUCGGGUUCCGGCUAGGAUUUGAGCGUACAAAUAGGUUCCAGUAUUACGGUUAGGCCUGUCAGUUACGGCUCUGUCUAAGGGUUACGGUUAUGUUUACGCUUUCGGUUAGAGUUAGGGUUAGGAUUGCCGUUAGGGUUAACGUUUAACGUUUAAGGUUGAGGUUAGGGUUAGGUUUAAGGUUGGGAUUAGGGUUGAGGUCGCCGUCCGCUCCCCAGUCCUGGCUACCACCUGCGAUCUAACCGGCGUUUUCCCCGUAUAUUUGUUGAUAAACUCUUCAGGGUGGACGUUUUCUAGCAGUGUUUCGCAUAAUUGCAAGCUCAUUGUCAAGCCUACCUGGAGUGCAUAUUCUCCUAGCUCUGUUGGUGAGACAGCGGGCCAAGCUUCGUUUCUGGUUUAGGGGAACGAAACUGUAGAAAUUUGUGUAUUUUUCUGUCCAUGUUUCCUUGCAAAAUACACUUCUACUAAUUUUUUCAUCCGGCAUUCGAUUAAGUAGGACAUCAUGAAAGGGGAGGCACUCUCCCUCGUCUUUUUCCACGGUAAAGGUUAACGCUAAGUGAUCCUGAUUCACGUUAUACAGGAGGGUGCUCAAAUCAAGCUUUUCAUCCGCAAUAGCGCAAAUGUCAUUAACAUAUCGAGUUCUUAAAUAAAGGUCCUUUAUCAGUAGACUGAGCUGGGUUUUUCUUGGUUUUCCCGUAAAGACAUCAACUAAUAACGGUCCAAGGAGAGACCCUGUCACCACGCUGUCGAUCUGGCGGUAAAAUUGAGGGCAUGGCUUGGUUCCGCAGCCCUAACUGCGUGAUUCUAUAUGGUUAAUAUACUAAAACCAUUUUAGUUACCAUACGUAACUUAACCACUCGCUGGAUUAGGAAGGGAAAGGAAGCGCAGGAAGAGCCCGAGGCACGCGCAGGGAAACGAGCGAAGGUGGCGCGUACGCACACCCCCCCCCCGACACAGCCACUCACUGAAUGUCGAUGUCAGGGAGGGAGUAAUCACAACUGGAAGGCCACUGUGGGAACCGCGUGGUCAUUCGCAAUGCAUGGUCAUUGUAGUGGAACCGACGGAUUACCACACAGUCAGAACAAUUCCAUUAGCAAUUUUACACGGCCAUUUGCUGGAUUAAGAUAAUAGAGAGAGCGCAGGCAGAGCUCGAAGCACGCAUCGGGAAGCGCACGUGAAAUGAUAUCUGAAUUAACCGAGGCAGGCGUAUAAGCUCUCCUCGCCCGUGGCACAGUUACUCGCUGAACUAAAAUGGUAAGGAAGAUGCAAACACGUGAUAUUUGCGAAGUCAACGUAUCCGCAUCUACCACGAUUUUGUUUGUAAGUUAACCACUCAGGUGGGACUGCAGGCCCAAACCUCGCCAAAUUGACAACCGAAUUCGAAUUGGACAUUUGGCGUGCAGCGAAAUCUUUAAAAGUCACCAAAGUUCGCUUCGGUGACCUUCAUUUUCAUACGCUGUUCGCUGUGGAGAUUUCUCGGACACGCACACGUCUGCGUCCCAAUGUCCAUCCUAUCUGUCAGACAUGAACAUCUAUGCGUUGAAUGCGAGUUCUGCUCCGUGUAUCUGGGCAGUAUUUUUAUGUUGCUAGUUUCAACUCGAUAAUGUGCGCCAGUUAGGGAAUGGGAUUGCACUAGAUGGAGCACAAGUAGUUUCCAGUGGUCGCACAAAAACUUUGUUUCCACACUGCGACCUAGCAAUGUAAUUAACAAGAUUUUAGGGCUAUUGCGUACCUGAGAUUUUCAAACCAAUUUCCUCACAGGAAUAAAAAUGUCGACGCGCCAAUAUGAACUCCUCUCUAUUGUGCUAUCUUCCAGUGUAGCCUCCUCCCUCGGACCUACUUCUUCUCAUACUCAGUGGGCUUUUGAAAAGUACUUUUCAGGCCUUAUUUUGCACGGUCUUUUAUGCACAUAUAGGUGGCGAUAUGAUGUCGCUUCUGAUCAAGAAGGAAAUUUUUGAGGAAGACUUGACCCGGUUCUACAUUGCCGAGUUGAUCUUGGCUCUGGAGAGUGUGCAUCGUCUUGGCUUCAUUCAUCGGUGAGUAGUCUUUCUGACAAGUGUAUCAUAACUUAACUUUAAGGGGACCUCAUAGACAAUUGUUCUUUUAAUUUUCUCUUUAUUUUACUCACUCCCUCUCUCACACUUGAAAUCUUGUUCGGCAUUUAAAUGUUCUUGCUUUUUUGUUAUUUGGUUUCCUGGGAUCUCCCAGUAGGCGCCUAGCCAUCACUUCUGACCGCAGUUUAUGUGCCAUGCUAAAGUUCCUUCUUUUACGUGACCCAGUGUAUUUUGAUGUAACCUCAUGGACGUCCGUGGUACAGCAUGUGUUGAAAAGGUGCAUUGAUAUGGACUCCUAGCAGCUGUUUGACUUUUGCAUCAUUACUUGCGGGUUGUCCGCGCUCCUCACAGACAGUUUGUUGCUAGCGUGCCGACCUUUAAUACGAAGAACUCUUGUAAAGAGUUUCUUUCAUUUUCUUCAUAAAUGUGUCACUGAAGUCAGACACUCAUAACUUGUUCGUUUUUGUGAAAAAACAUGUUCUUAGCACCUGCCACACCCACAUUUUCUCUUUUUUAUCCUUAAAUCUUCAAAAACACUCCAUGACUUCCUCAUUUAUGUGUUCCUACGUUGGUCCACAUGAAACUUUAGAACAGAAGACUUUGUAGGUCAUCAAAGUUGACUAUUUUUACGACCCUUUUGUUGCAUAGGGACAUCAAACCAGACAACAUUCUAAUUAACCGUGAUGGACAUAUAAAGUUGACGGAUUUCGGUCUAUGCACGAGUUUUCGCUGGACACAUAAUUCCAAGUACUGGGAUCCGAUUUUUUCAAACCCUCAAUCCGGUGAGUCAAAUCAAGAAGGUGCAAACACCGGUGCAGAUCAACAGCAGGAGGCCGACUCUGGAAAUGCCGAGAGGGAUGAUCAACUCCACCCAAUGCAUGAUCAAACCCUUGACAGAAGGAUCAGAAGCUGUUCCAACCGUCGUUGUGCUAGGUCGCUUGUUGGCACACCGAACUAUAUCGCCCCUGAAAUUCUGCGUCGCCAAGGUGAGUCUCGCCAGUCUGCGCUCGCAAAUUCUUCAGCCGUGUUUACUCACUAUAUUACAGUAGGCGUAAUUUAUAUAUUUGCAUUUUGUCUUCGUGGUAGAGUAUAACCAAGCGUGUGAUUGGUGGUCAGUGGGCGUUAUACUGUAUGAAAUGCUCGUCGGCCGUCCACCUUUCGUCGCUCAGACGGCCCUGGACACACAGAUACGUGUGGUCCAAUGGUCGCGCCAUCUUCGCAUUCCCGGUGAACCGCGUCUCCAUCGUGACGCCGCUGACCUCAUCCGACGCCUCCUCUGCGACCCCGAGGACCGAUUGGCCGACCCGCAACAGCUGAAGAAACACCACUUCUUCGCCGAGAUUAAUUGGGAAAUCCUCCCCACACAGAAGCCUCCAUACGUCCCAGUGGUAAAAACCCUACCUUUACAGCUCUCAGUCUCGCUUUAUGACGUUGAUUUUUUUCCUCUGUCAGUCCAGGCAGCGUUCUCUGUUGGGAAAUGAGAUUAGAAGUGUGGAGGACAGACCAAUUUCUCCAUUGAUGCCAAAAAGCAAAAAUAUACCUCAAAGAUCCGUCUACUUUCCAGAACAUUAGUAGUACGAAAACUUGAUCUCAUGCGCUGAACAUAGUAUUUUGCGUGGGAGACGAAACAAGAAAGGCUCAACUCCGCAUUAGCCCAGUAGGGAAAUGGGACUGACGAAGUACGAAAAAUCGCCCACAUAAUGAAAACAUAAGUUACUGAAAACUUCUUGUCGUUCCGCUUCGUCUGUAACUGAGUUUGAACACUUACUUCCACCACAAUAGGGCGACGGGACUCGGUAAAUGUCCCACGGCAAUGUUGGUCCGCUGGAUAUCAAUCUAUUUGCAGGAGUUAGUGUUUGAAUUUUAAAAAGUAAGCGUUUGAGUGCUUCUGCACCACAUAUGCCUGACCGAACAUUUUAUUUCUGUCAUAUCCAUCGGCUAUGAUUUCCAGGACUUACUGAACCCACUGACGAGCCAAGUGCGACAUACGUCCUAAGACAGAGCUUCUGCAACUGGAGCACUUGGGCGUGUCAGAGACUAUUCUGCCUUUUACCGUAUUUCCUUAGCGUGAAUAAUUUGAUGGUUUGAAGGCCAGUGUGUAAAGGAUUGACGCCGACUAAAAUUUGACAUUCAAUAGCGGCAGGACUUGGCUUGGCAGGAGACCUUUGCUUUAUUAUUUUUAAGAAUAGUAUUGAUGAACCGACUUUAUUUUUAUUUAAUACACUGGAAUGGCCGCGUAUAAAAUCCACAAGUGAGACGAUGGAGGAACGUAGAAUUUAACCAAAGUCGUUUCUUGCGGUUCUCCAACGCCUACGUCCACAAUGUCCGAUAAAUUUCGAGGUUCAUCGUUUCUGUAGGGGCAGAUUUGCACGGGACAUCGAACUGGCGUUCUUCCCGUAAGAACUGCAUCGCAUCAGCUGUAAAAACCUCCAUGGACUGUUGUAGUCGGCUGUCCUACGACACCUUCGGUCCAAAAUAUCUCCGUUCGGGAGAUUUUUGAUGGCAGCGAUUUAUCAGUUAAUUUGCGGCGCAUGUGGAAUGUUUACUUUCCAAGGGCAAGCCCUAAUCACUGAAGAAACGCUAUGGGGUAGAAUUUGCUAAAAUUUGCAAAAGAUUGAUCUCUACAGAUUCCAACUGCUAAUAAGUUUGAUUCGUACUCCAAAAGUCGUUUAGAUGACUGUUCUGAGAGGGAGUAAUUCGCAGAGUUCAUCCCCCCUGGAUGUGGGACUUAACCCUCUGAAUUUUCCUGCUUAUUAGAGUGUCGUCGACCGGAUAAUCCUUUUUAACUUGCGGCUGACUGGCAAGUCGAAAACGUACCAUCUAACUUCGCUUUCUAAGCCCUUGAAUGACUUACCCAUAAGGUGGUUUACUCGAUGGCCUUCUUCCUAAAUAGUGAUUAUUUUUGAUGCUGUUUACGAAAUUACGAGAUUAGUAUUGCAUGAAAACUUGUGCCCCCGGAGACGAAACACGAACCCUGAUCUUUCGAGCGCUCUGACUACCCCAUAAACCCUGGUAGAUGUUUUAAUCAGAGUAGAGAGAUCGGUCGUUCGAUUACAUCCGAGGACGCCAGGUUUCCAUCUAAGACGUUUUUCAAACCUCUUCUUUUAGCAACUGGCCAAUAGACCUAAUUCACAGCCCCCCCCCCUCUCAUGACUUUAGAUCAUGGACGAGCUGGAUACCUCCAAUUUCGACGCUGUGGAUGACGAUGUAGACAAGGAGGAACCCGAGGGGUCUCAGAGCAGUGCGAGUGGCACCUUUGGCCUUUCUGGUGCACCACACUCCUUCCCGGACUUCACAUUUAAACGAUUUUUUGACCAAGACAACCCCAAUCGCUGCUAA